Galeopterus variegatus (Sunda flying lemur) is the source of this 3440-nucleotide messenger RNA. Its product is annotated as Hermansky-Pudlak syndrome 5 protein. Gene Ontology annotation, biological process: developmental pigmentation. Gene Ontology annotation, cellular component: cytoplasm. Bases 51 to 3440 code for a protein of 1129 amino acids. The record is from RefSeq and is a predicted model, not a curated record. The transcript has 21 exons. Lineage: Eukaryota; Metazoa; Chordata; Mammalia; Dermoptera; Cynocephalidae. Gene Ontology annotation, molecular function: protein binding.
GGUGAGGAAUACUGUGCCUAUCACUCAACAAGUUUCACCCUUCUGUCUAAAUGACUUUUGUGCCAGUAAUACCAGAGUCCUACAGCCAUGUUCUCGCAGAGUUUGAGUCUCUGGAUCCAUUACUCUCAGCCCUCCGGCUGGACUCCAGUCGUCUAAAGUGCACGAGCAUAGCUGUGUCUCGGAAAUGGUUGGCUUUGGGCAGUUCAGGAGGAGGACUCAAUCUCAUUCAGAAAGAAGGCUGGAAGCACAGGCUUUUUCUUUCACACAGGGAAGGUGCAAUUACUCAGGUCGCCUGUUGUUUACAUGAUGAUGAUUAUGUUGCUGUAGCUACCAGUCAAGGACUUGUAAUUGUUUGGGAAUUAAAUCAAGAGCGUCGUGGGAAACCAGAACGAAUUUAUGUGUCUUCAGAACACAAAGGCCGAAAAGUUACAGCUCUCUGUUGGGAUACAGCUAUUCUUAGAGUUUUUGUAGGUGAUCAUGUGGGGAAAGUUUCUGCCAUCAAACUCAACACUUCUAAACAAGCAAAGGCAACUGCUGCCUUUGUGAUGUUUCCUGUUCAAACAAUAACAACAGUUGACUCCUGUAUUGUCCAGUUAGAUUAUAUGGAUGGAAGACUACUUAUAUCUUCACUUACUCGAUCUUUCUUGUGUGAUACUGAAAGAGAAAAGUUUUGGAAAAUUGGAAACAAGGAAAGAGAUGGGGAAUAUGGAGCUUGUUUCUUUCCUGGAAGAUGUUCUGGGGGCCAGCAACCUCUGAUAUAUUGUGCUCGCCCUGGCUCCAGGAUGUGGGAGGUGAAUUUUGAUGGCGAAGUUAUAAGUACACAUCAGUUCAAGAAACUCCUUUCAUUGCCACCUCUCCCUGUGAUUUCUCAAAGAUCGGACCCUGAGUAUGAUCAUACAGUUGGAUCCUCCCAGUCUUUGUCUUUCCCCAAACUCAUGUAUCUUAGUGAGCAUUGUGUGCUGACUUGGACAGAAAGAGGAAUUUAUAUUUUCAUUCCUCAGAACGUUCAAGUUCUUCUUUGGAGUGAAGUCAAAGAUAUUCAGGAUGUAGCUGUCUGUAAGAAUGAACUGUUCUGUUUGCACGUAAAUGGGAAAGUCUUACAUCUUUCCCUGUUAUCUGUGGAGCGCUGUGUGGAACGCCUGCUGAGGAGAGGCCUAUGGAACCUGGCUGCUCGCACAUGCUGUCUUUUCCAAAAUUCUAUCAUUGCUAGCAGAGCAAGAAAAACGCUGACUAUAGAAAAAUUGGAGCAUUUGAAAUCUCAGCUGGACCUUGCAACCUAUAGUGAUUUAAUUUCUCAACUUGAAGAAUUGAUCUUAAAAUUUGAACCUUUGGAUUCAGCUUGCAGCAGUAGAAGAAGCUCCAUUUCAUCACAUGAAAGUUUCAGUAUUUUGGACUCUGGUAUUUAUCGUAUCAUUAGUAGUAGAAGAGGCAGUCAGUCGGAUGAAGACUCUUGCUCCCUUCACAGCCAAACCCUCUCAGAAGAUGAGAGACUUAAAGAAUUCACCUCACAUCAGGAAGAGGACCAGCCAGAUCAGUGUUGUGGCUCACCUGGGAAUGAAGACAAUGUUUCUCGUGUUCCAGUGACGUUUGAGACAGAUAAGAAUGAAACUUUUCUCCCCUUCGGCAUUCCAUUAUCAUUUCGUUCCCCAUCUCCUCUUGUGUCUCUUCAGGCUGUCAAAGAAAGCGUUUCUAGCUUUGUGCGUAAAACCACUGAGAAGAUUGGCACCCUUCACACAAGCCCUGAUAUGAAAGUGAGACCAGAACCCAGGGAUGAUGAACAAUCAUGUGAAGAGGAUGCGAGUUCAGUUACCUGCCCAAAGGAGGAAGACACUGAGGGGAGAAAAGAGAUAACUAGUCAACCUCUAGAAGAAGACAGGUUCCAAGAGCUCAAAGCAGCAACAGCAGAAGCAAUGACCAAGCUACAGGACCCUCUGGUUUUAUUUGAACCCAACUCUCUGAGAAUGGUUUUACGGGAGUGGCUUUCACAGUUGGAAAAAACAUUUGCCACAAAAGACUUUUCAGGCAUUUCAGAUACUGGCAACUUAUCCAUGAAAUCAAACCAGGAUAUGCUAUUGCUUAAUGAAUCAAAAAAGGGAAUAUUAGAUGAAAAUAAUGAAAAGGAAAAAAGGGACACUUUAGGCAAUGAAGAAACUGUUGAUCAAACAACAUGUGAAUCUGUAAGUAGUCUGAAGGAGUCCUCAGAUGACCUUUUUCAACUAUGUUCUCCAUGUACCAUAGCAAAUGGUUUUCAGAAGGACCUGGCUGAAUUGACAACGUUGUGUUUGGAAUUGAAUGUAUUGAAUUCUGAGAUGAAAAGCACAAGCAGACAUAUGGACCACACUUUUCAACUCUGCUCUCCUGAAAUUCUGGCUUGUCGGUUCCUAAAGAAGUACUUUUUUCUCCUGGACUUGAAAAGAGCAAAGGAGAGUAUCAAGCUUAGUUAUGCUAACAGCCCUUGUGUUUGGGAUACUUUUAUUGAAGGAUUGAAAGAAAUGACUAGUUCCAAUCCUACGUGUAUGCAGAUGGAAGAAGGAGACCUACCAACGAGAUUAAAGUUAUUAGAUGAUUCAGUUCCUUUUGAUAGUCCUUUGUUGAUUGCUUAUGCUACCCGGUUGUAUGAGAAGUUUGGGGAAUCUGCUCUUCGAUCCUUAAUCAGGUUUUAUCCAUCCAUUUUGCCUUCGGAUAUCAUGCAACUUUGUCAUCAUCAUCCUGCUCAGUUUUUGGCCUAUUUAGACAGUCUGGUGAAAUCAAGGCCCGAAGAUCAGCGGUCGAACUUCCUUGAGUCCUUUCUACAGCCAGAGUCUUUAAGAUUGGAUUGGCUGCUUUUGGCAGUGUCUCAUGAUGCUCCACCAAGCACAAGCACAAUGGAUGAUGAAGGAUGCCCCAGGGCUCAUUCACACUUGCUUUCCUGGGGUUACAGUCAGCUGAUCCUUCAUCUAAUUAAACUUCCUGCAGAUUUUACAACCAAAGAGAAAAUGACGGACAUCUGUAGGUCUUGUGGUUUCUGGCCUGGAUAUCUUACUCUCUGUUUGGAGCUGGAGAGAAGAAGAGAGGCCUUCACCAACAUUGUGUACCUGAAUGAUAUGAGCCUGAUGGAAGGGGACAAUGGUUGGAUCCCAGAGACUGUGGAGGAAUGGAAGCUUCUCCUACGUCUUGUACAGAACAAGAGCACAAGGCCAGCCCCCCAGGAGUCACUAAAUGGGAACCUCAGUGAUGGGCCUUCCCCCAUCAAUGUGGAGAAUGUGGCACUCCUGUUAGCCAAGGCCAUGGGCCCCGAUCGGGCUUGGUCACUGCUACAGGAAUGUGGUCUGGCUGUUGAGUUGUCAGAGAAGUUUACCAGAACCUGUGAUAACCUGAGGAUUGCUGAGAAAAGGCAGAGAGCCUUGAUACAAAGUAUGCUUGAAAAAUGUGAUCGGUUUCUCUGGUCUCAGCCGGCCUAG